AAUUAUUUUCGGGACCCUCACAGUUAAACACAUGACGAAAACAGAGCUCAGGAAGUGGCUGGGGUACACACAGGAAAAUAAAGAAUCAGAAGUCAGGGUUCAGGGUGAGAAUCAUCCUGAUGGGCAGUGGAAGAUGAUAUUUUCUGAUGUAUGACAUCUAUGAUUCUCAUUAUGGAAAAUGUUUCUURUUUUGAUGAAGACAGUGAGUUUUCUCUGUUUUUGUUUCUGUCAGGCUGAUCCUGAAUCUCUGGACCAGGWGGGUUUAGGAGGAGMAGAGGAUGGAGUCUAAGUGGAGAAACAUCUCCUCACACCAGUAUUUUAUUUUYAAUAGUUUCAGUGACCUCGGAGCUCUGAAACCGCUCGUUUUCAUCCCUUUCUUCUUCCUGGUCAUCGUGUCGCUGUUUGCCAACUCUUUGUUGUUUUAUGUCAUCAUUUCUCAGCGGAGCCUCCAUUCUCCGAUGUUCAUCCUGAUUGCCUGCAUGAUGGGCCUCAACCUGAGUCCUCCACUGCUCAUCCUGCCGUACCUGACAGUGAACCUGCUGUUUGACAUGAGGGGAAUAUAUCUGAGUGGCUGCCUGGCUCAGAUGUUUUGUAUUUAUCUUUUAGGAACUUGUCAGUCCACUGUGCUGGUCCUGAUGGCUUUGGACCGGUACUUUGCCAUCUGUAAGCCCCUCCACUACCAGGAACACUUGUCUUUACCUCGAUUCCUCAGGUUUGUGAUACCUCUUCUGAGCAGAAAUGUGCUCUUGGUGACAUUAGUGGUGAGUCUAGCAGGACGGUUGCCCUUCUGCUUCUCUAACGUCAUAAAUCACUGUAUCUGUGAGCACAUGGCUCUGGUGGAACUAGCCUGUGGUUCCACUGCCAUCAACAGUCUGCUUGGGUCGAUGUCAAUAUUUUUAAUUACUGUGCUGGACUUUUGCUUYAUCUCCAUCUCGUAUGUGGUCAUAUUCUACUCUGUGCUGCGUUCAGGAACAGCUGGUAAAAAAGCACUGCACACCUGCAUCACUCACAUCAUUGUUAUGAUCAUCAAUCUGGCAUUUGUCCUGGCAACUACUAUCAUGUAUCGGAUCAGAAACAGCAUCCCGGAUGCAGCUCGAGUCUUUCUCAGUGUGAUGUACCUCUUCUUUCCAAGCUGUUUCAACCCGAUUAUCUAUGGAUUUAGAACCACUGAGAUCCGACAGCACAUCCUGAAGACUCUGUCGUCUUGUCGACCGGUUCAAACUGUAAAGUAUCCUUGAAAAAUCUUGUUUUGUUUGUUUUGUUUUUUUUUACAUUUCAUACAUUUUGGAUCCCUGAACUGAUAAGAGACAGAGCAUCGACCCCAUAUACCCACAGCCAUCAUCCACCUCUUGUUACAGAGUUGGGUUUGGGGGCAGCAGUUAGAGCAAAGAGGCCACCUAGCUACCUUUUCCAGCUUUUCUGGCAAGAGUCCAUGAUGUUCCUAGGCCAGCCGAGAGACAUAGUCAGUCCAGCGUGUUCUGGACCUUCCUCUGGGUCUCCUCCCAGUCGGAUAUGCCUGAAGCACCUCCUUAAGGAGUCAUCCUAACCAGAUGAACCACCUCAAAUGACUCCUCUGGAUGUAGAGGAGUGGCAUCACUAUUCUGAGUCCCUACCAGGUGACAGAACUUCUCACCCCAUCUCUAAGGGACAGCCCAGCUGCUACCCAAAGUUUGUGACCAUAGGUGAGCAUAGGAAUGACUGAUCUGUAGGCAGAGGGCUUUUCUUAACAGUUCAGCUCCCUCUUCACCAAAACAGACCGGUACAGAGUCCACAAUACUGCUGAAGCUUCACAGAGMCAUCUGUCAACCUCACACAUCACUCCUCUCU
Molecule: messenger RNA, 1827 nt
Organism: Austrofundulus limnaeus
Lineage: Eukaryota; Metazoa; Chordata; Actinopteri; Cyprinodontiformes; Rivulidae
Product: olfactory receptor 52K1-like
Exons: 1
Coding region: 279-1238 (319 amino acids)
Biological process (GO): G protein-coupled receptor signaling pathway
Cellular component (GO): plasma membrane
Molecular function (GO): olfactory receptor activity; G protein-coupled receptor activity
Source: RefSeq, a predicted model, not a curated record